AUGCUGGCGCUGCGCUGGGGGCUGCGCGCUGCGAGCGGAGGGUUCCGACCGCGGAACGAGCUGCUCGCCAUGGCGAAGAGGCCGAGCGGGGCCGGCGAGGGACCGGAGGAGAACGGGCAGCAGGGCAAGAGACUGAAGGGAACCGCAGAUGAAGGGGAUGCGGAGGAGCAGAGUAAAAGGACGCCCAAAAGGAAGAUUGUGUUGUUGAUGGCGUACUCGGGGAAAGGCUACCACGGCAUGCAGAGAAAUCUGGGCUCUUCGCAGUUCAAGACCAUCGAAGAUGAUUUGGUGUCUGCCCUCGUGCAGUCCGGCUGCAUCCCAGAAAACCAUGGCGAAGACAUGAAGAAGAUGUCGUUCCAGCGCUGUGCUCGGACAGAUAAGGGUGUGUCUGCAGCUGGACAGAUUGUGUCGCUAAAGGUCAGGCUAAUAGAUGACAUCUUAGAAAAGAUCAAUAACCAUCUUCCUUCUCAUAUCAGAAUUCUGGGGCUGAAGAGAGUCACUGGGGGAUUCAACUCCAAGAACAAAUGCGAUGCCAGAACCUACGCCUACAUGCUGCCGACGUUUGCCUUUGCCCAUAAAGACCACGAUGUGCAGGAAGAGGCGUAUCGACUCAGCAGAGAGACCCUUGAAAAGGUCAACAGCCUGCUUGCUUGCUAUAAAGGAACACACAACUUCCACAACUUCACUUCUCAGAAGGGACCCAAGGACCCCAGCGCCAGGAGAUACAUCAUGGAGAUGUACUGCGGGGAGCCCUUCGUGCGGGACAACAUAGAAUUCGCAGUGAUCAAAGUGAAAGGGCAGAGCUUCAUGAUGCACCAGAUAAGGAAAAUGAUCGGACUGGUGAUAGCUAUUGUGAAAGGUUAUGCUCCUGAGUCUGUUAUAGAGCGCAGCUGGGGAGAGGAGAAAGUGGAUGUGCCCAAAGCUCCGGGGCUUGGCCUGGUCUUGGAAAGAGUGCACUUUGAGAAAUACAACAGACGAUUUGGGAAUGAUGGGCUGCACGAGCCGCUGGAGUGGACGGAGGAGGAGGAGAAGAUUGCUGUUUUCAAAGAGCAGUAUAUCUAUCCUACCAUUAUUAACACAGAAAGGGAGGAGAAGUCCAUGAUGAGCUGGCUGAGCACCCUCUCCAUUCAUGACUUCAACUCUUCUGCUGCUGAGAUGGAAGCCAACAAGAAAAAUUCAAAGAGCAGCGAUGUUGAAGGCAGUGAUGGUUGUGGUGGUGAUUCUGACUGAGUCAAUGCGUGGUUGCACCUGGUACCCAUACAGCUCACAGCUCUCUGUCUGCAGAAAAGUGGCCUUCCUCAUCUGAGAAUCCAGUGAAGCAGGGGAUUGCGUACUGCAGAACAAGAAGUUGAUGGAGAAAAUGAGCGGGGCAAAAAAAAAAUCAACCAAAAAACAGAACAGCAGGAAGAAGAUGAGGGGCUGUGCCACUGACUGAUCCACCUGACUGGGAUACUUGAAAAUAGCCUGAUGAGAAAGCAGCUUUCUAAAGGAUUCUUGUGACGCAAGGUGUCUUAAUUGCUAUUUGAAUCAUGUUUUUAUUACGCGUUUACCUGGAAAUAGUAUUUUAAAUCUGUGUAAUCUCUACGUGAAGAUGAGACAAAGCAUUUUAAUACACUUUUUUGGGAUUAUUUUUAUGAAGUUAUGACUCCAUGAACUUUUCUUUCCAUUUUCUUCACCUUUAAUUAGUCUAGUCUCUACUCAUCCUGUUAAGCUUUUAUUUUUUGUCACUCAUGGCUUUCUUGUGAAAUAAUAUGCAUGGGACAGAAAUUCAUUAUCAUGCUAACUGCUACAAAUUUUUGCUAUUGAAUCAACCUUUUUGUUUUCUCAAGGUUUGCAGGUCUAAAAGAAGCGAUUCCUUGCUCAGUGAGAGAUCUUAAUUUUGUAACAAGGCUUGAACCGUGUACUUUAAGACAGUGCUUUUUAUUUGAAAGGUGUCAUCCUCCUGUUGCUGACCUCAUGCCUGGGCAGGGUCUAGAAUGUAGAUCCACAGCUACCUAAUGCAGCUGGGCAUCCACUGCCUGAGGUGUUGAGAUGUAAGGAGAAACAUGUUUGUUAAUUGCCAGGAUUGCAAUUCAAAGUGCGCCACCGUGACAGUUUCUGUGUUUCCUGGGGUGAUUUUGCUAGAUGUGGUGGUGCUGGUUGUAGUAUUUCUGCUUUAAAAGGAAACUAACCAUCUGCUGCUGAGAUGGGUUUGGGGUUGAAUCAGCUUUGCAUGUAUGAAUGGUGCUGACUUGGGCUUAAUCAAGCCUGCGUUUGAUUUGUAUGUGUGAAUUCUUAAUUUCUGUCAAGCUGCUAAGGAUAGAGGAGGAUGUGCAGUGGUAUGGGGAGCACAUGCCUAAGGGCUUUCUUUGGGAAUCAGUUUUUAUUUUUUGUGUUUUGGGAAUCUCUAUACUCCGGAAAUCUUCCUCUCCUUUCCCCAGCUGCAGUUUGAGUCCUGUUUCUUGCUGCCAGCUCUCUCUGAAGGUGAUGGAAGGAAAAGAAAAAAGCAAAAAUAAACACACACACACACACACAAAAAGAAAACAGUGAGUAAAGGCAGUAGCUCUCCUGCCCUCCAUAACAGUAGGACCCUUUGGAAAGGGGUGGAACCAGGCUCUGAGUGUUGGGAGUUGAGUAUAUGUGCUCAGCAAUCUUCCCUGGCUGGGUUUGUGUGGCAGCUUCUUCGUGCUCUGAAAGCUCACGUGGGACAAAUCCAGGGCUGCAAGGGCUGUGGUCUUUGGUUUGAUUCCACCUUGGACACAGACUGGAUGUGCAUGAGGAGGAGCAUCAGAACUCACGGUCCGUACUGAACGUGGAGUUACUUUUUAGAGAUGGCUCUGUGCUCCUCCACGCAGUGCUUACUGAUGUUACAGUUCCUUGUUGUUCUGGGCCAGAGCUGCCCUCGGCAAGGAUUGCCUUGUUUCACGUGGGUUUUUUUAGAGCUUUUUAUCCUUACGAAGGCCUUUCUCUGUUUUAUCAUGGCAAACUGAGUGUUCUGAGGGACUGUGCCCAGGUUUUCUGUUACAUCCUUUGCUAACUCAUCCUGUGGACAUAGCCUGUAUUAAAUCUUUUAUCCAGAGCUUUUUGUCUCCUUCAAUCUAAGACAAAUACCUUUUUUUUCUUAUAACGAAGGCACCAAAACGGACACAAGUCAAAAUCAUCAGGAAUUUGUUUAUUGUCUCUGGAGAAAAUAAAGAAAGGUUAUUUCUUAA
Centrocercus urophasianus (Greater sage-grouse) is the source of this 3191-nucleotide messenger RNA. It is a transcript of the gene PUS1, whose product is annotated as pseudouridine synthase 1. The coding region runs from base 1 to 1230 and encodes 409 amino acids. Gene Ontology annotation, biological process: mRNA pseudouridine synthesis; tRNA pseudouridine synthesis. Gene Ontology annotation, cellular component: nucleus. The record is from RefSeq and is a predicted model, not a curated record. Lineage: Eukaryota; Metazoa; Chordata; Aves; Galliformes; Phasianidae. Gene Ontology annotation, molecular function: pseudouridine synthase activity; RNA binding. The transcript is spliced from 6 exons.